Messenger RNA from Labeo rohita (rohu), 2960 nucleotides. RefSeq names its product nuclear VCP like (gene nvl). Lineage: Eukaryota; Metazoa; Chordata; Actinopteri; Cypriniformes; Cyprinidae. The transcript is spliced from 23 exons. Gene Ontology annotation, molecular function: RNA binding; preribosome binding; ATP hydrolysis activity. Bases 183 to 2567 code for a protein of 794 amino acids. Gene Ontology annotation, cellular component: nucleus. The record is from RefSeq and is a predicted model, not a curated record. Gene Ontology annotation, biological process: ribosome biogenesis.
CUGCUGUGUGUGCGGCAGCGGCGGAUCAGCGUGUGUUCAGUUUUCCACAUGUACAGCAGCAGCGCGAUGCUAAAGAUGCAACUGUAAACAUUUGCUGUUUUGUUUUUAGUGUUUCCUAUUUUCGUUUAAAGUCUACAUUAUUGUAAAGUGGAUUUCUGUCUUGGCUUCAUGUGGAAUGAACGAUGAAGAACCGCGGUGCUUAUUACAUAGAUCAGAGACUCAAACACAGAGUCCAGCAGUAUCUGAAAUCACACAAUGAUCCGUAUGUGGACAUUGCAGCAAUGGCCUCGGAGAUUCAGCAGCAGUUCAGGAUUGAUUACGGCCGGAGGAACAAGACGGCUUUCAGGAUUCAAGUGGAAAAAGUGCAUGCGGCGAUAUGCGGCGAGUCUGAUAUCUCUGCCCUGGAAAACAAACAUUUGGCCAAAAGAGCGAGACGCAAUCAAGAGGACGGGGACGACAGUCACGUCACAGAGUACAGCACAGACAGUGAAGAUGAUAUUCCUGAACAUGAACACACAAAUCACAUGAACAGCUCGCUGACGUCCCUCUAUCAGAAAGGAGCGCGAAACGCCGGCAGCAGCUCGACCCCUCAGAGGAGCGACGGCUGGGUCAUCGAUAAGACUGGAAACAGAGAGCAGGAGAACAUCUUCAUCGAUCUGUGUGAGGAAGAGUCCUCCAGUGCUGCGAAGCAGAGAGAUUCAUCAAUGCUGGAGAAGGAAAAGAAGCCAAAGAGCAGGAAACUGAAGAGAGCAAAAAAGAACCAGAAUGAUGAGGAUGCAGAAAUCACUGCUGGGAUACAGGCUAAAAAGAGUAAGAGCCAUGAGCUGCAGUUCUCAUCUGUGAAGUUCGAGGAUUUCGGUGGCAGUGAGGAAACUCUAGAGGAGGUCUGUAAGCUGCUGAUCCACAUGAGACACCCGGAGGUGUACCAGCGGCUCGGCGUCGUUCCUCCACGUGGAUUCCUGCUGCACGGACCGCCGGGGUGUGGAAAGACGCUGCUGGCUCAGGCUGUGGCUGGAGAGGUGGGUUUGCCGAUGCUGAAGGUCUCUGCUCCAGAACUGGUGUCAGGAGUCUCUGGAGAAUCAGAGCAAAAGCUGCGGGAACUGUUUGAGCAAGCCAUAAGCAGCGCUCCCUGUAUCCUGUUCAUCGAUGAGAUCGAUGCCAUCACGCCAAAACGAGAGAUCGCGUCCAAAGACAUGGAGAGGAGGAUCGUCGCUCAGUUACUCACCUGCAUGGACGACCUCAAUUCAUUAUCAGAACCUGCUCAGGUCUUGGUUAUUGGAGCAACUAACCGUCCAGACUCUCUGGACCCGGCCCUGCGUCGAGCCGGCAGGUUUGACCGCGAGAUCUGUCUGGGGAUUCCCGAUGAGGGUGCGCGAUUGAAGAUUCUGAAGACGCUCUGUCGUAAAAUCACGCUGCCCGAGGAUUUUGACUACAGACAGUUGGCGCGUCUCACUCCUGGUUAUGUGGGUGCAGAUUUAAUGGCGCUGUGUCGAGAGGCGGCCAUGACUGCCGUCAACAGAAUCCUGCUGCAGCCGAACAGAGAAGACGACACGCCACCGAAAGCAGAUCUGGAGCAGCUGUUGUCGUUGUUGAAGAAGAACGAGUCUCUGAGCGAGGAGCAGCUCUCUGCACUCUGUGUCCUCAUGUCAGACUUCAGGACGUCGUUAGCCAAAGUCCAGCCGUCCGCCAAGCGUGAGGGGUUCGCCACUGUCCCGGACGUCACCUGGGAAGACGUGGGCGCGCUGCAGGACAUUCGUGAGGAGCUCAACAUGGCCAUCAUGGCGCCCAUCCAUAACCCGGAGCAUUUCAGAGCUCUGGGUCUGAGCGCGCCCGCCGGAGUGCUGCUCGCUGGACCGCCCGGCUGCGGAAAGACCCUGUUAGCCAAAGCUGUUGCUAAUGAAUCAGGCUUAAACUUCAUCUCUGUUAAGGGUCCAGAGCUACUCAAUAUGUAUGUUGGUGAGAGCGAGCGGGCCGUCCGGCAGGUCUUCCAGAGAGGCCGCAACUCGGCGCCGUGCGUCAUCUUCUUCGAUGAGAUUGAUGCGCUUUGUCCUCGUCGCUCAGAGCAUGAGUCAGGAGCCAGUGUUCGCGUCGUCAACCAGCUGCUCACCGAGAUGGACGGCAUGGAGAACCGCAAGCAGGUUUUCAUUAUGGCUGCCACCAACAGACCAGAUAUUAUUGAUCCAGCUGUGCUCAGACCAGGACGACUGGACAAAACGCUAUAUGUGGGUUUACCGCCUCCCACAGACAGACACGCCAUAUUAGUCACUAUUACUAAGGGCGGAACCAAACCACUUCUAGAUUCAGAUGUCAAUCUUGAGGAAAUUGCCCAUGAUGCACGUUGUGAAAAUUUCACAGGUGCGGAUCUGUCGGCGCUGGUGCGAGAGGCGUGUGUUAAUGCUCUGAGAAUUCACCUGAGCUCAAAACCAGCACAAACACACACAGAGCCAGUGAAGGACAUCCGAGUGAGCAGAGUUCACUUCGAAGACGCCUUCAAGAAGGUGCGACCAUCUGUGUCCAAGAAGGACCAGUUAAUGUAUGAAAAACUGAAAGAGAGCCUCACAAGAUGACAACCGUUGGUCAACAACAAAAAUCUACAUUCAGAUUCUAUUUUGUGCUAAAAAUACAAAAUUAUGACAAGCUGCUUGUGCGUUUUCUCAUAUGUUUUCCACAAAGAUUUUACCUGACCUUGAACAUUACAUGAAGAUGAUUGCUGGUUUACAAAUUAAAUUUUCUUUUUUUUAGAUUUUUACCUGUUGUGUUUUUGGACACUCUUACAGUGACUAAAACUCAUGUAGUCUGUCAAUAACAGACACUCAACAAACCAUAAACAGAAAACACAUCACUCUCUAAUUCAGUGUGUUUUGCUGAAGUGUUUCAAAAUGGCAUCAUUUCAUUCAGAUGCAUCCCGGACUGAUCCAUCGUGAAUUGAAGAAACGGCAAUUAAAGAGUUCGGAGAGAGA